AGAUCUGUCGGCAGUCAUGAGUGACCAGAAGAGCCCAGAGAAGGCCGCAAAAGAAGUGGCAGAAGGAGCUGGUGGUGAGGACCUGGAGCAGCUGGCGGCGCUGAUCAGCGACUAUAACCGGGCAGUGCGCUGUGAUGACCUGGCAGGGGUGAGCGGACCACGGAACCCGAACACCAUUCGGAGGGAGGCAAGUGCUGGUGUGUGAGGUGUGUGUCCUGCAGGUGUGUCGACUCGCUGAGGAGAUCGAUAAGGUCCGUUCCUGCAUGAACCAGCGCAGCAAGGCGCUGGCCUGGGCGUCGGAGCGAGACGCGCAGCUGCUAGGAGAGUUGGCGGCUUCAAGCAGCGCCGUGCGCAAGGGACUACACCAGCAGCGCCUCAAGCGAGUAAGGAGAUGGCAGUUAGGGAGGUGUCUCUCAGUGAGUGGUGAGGGGAUGUCACAUGUUGGUGGGUGUGUCUGUGUCUCGCUGGCGGUCGCACGCAGCCUGUGCUGAGGCGCCUGCACAGGCGGCGUCGGACGAGCCCAAGGCCGACUGGGAGCAGACGUACGACGAGAUGGAGCGACACUUGAAGGAGGCCGCUGAGCGCCAGCGCAAGAGAGGUACAUGGAGGAGUCGGGAGAGAAGCGAACGGUUCGACACUGCGCACCUCGUUGGCUCUGCUGUGUGCAGGACGCGUUGCUGAGGGGCAGGCUGGGCAGUUCGCAGAUGACGAGGCAGUUGAAGACGAGGUAGGUGGGGUCUCUCGUGCCUCCUUUCCACACGCAUCUAUGCGUCUGUGUGUGCAGGAGGAGAUGCGACAGGACAUCGGCAUCCCCAGCGCAUCGCUGCCGGCCGACAUCGACGAGUCGGACGAGGCCAAAGCGGUUCGCGAUGUGCUGCCCGCCGAGCGUCUGGAGGCCUGCCCUGCCCCUGUUGUGGUGGUGGACAGAGUGGAGCACGUCAAGAACUCCAUGGUGGGGAUGUGGGAUGGGGGCACGAUGGAUGCCGUGGUGAGGGCCGUCAACGCCAAGGACUACAAAGUCGGCGGACAGUACUCCUGCGACAGCUGCGUCAUCACACGCCACGUGAGCGCGGGAGCAGGGCAGCUAGGCAGAGAAGCUAUCACUGACGCGUACACCUGUGUUGUGUAUCUGUGUAUGCGCCUGUGUAUGUCUGUGCAGGGCGGCAAGUCUCAUCACAGCGCCGAGCGGUGCCCUACGGUCAUGUACGGCUACCAGCUCCACUUCCCCUUCCCGACCAUCGACGGUGUGCUCAAGCGUGUGCUGCUGGCCAAGAGGCGGGCCAAGAACGAGGAGAAGAUCACCGCCGAGGACAUCAAGAACAUCGCCAGCCACGGCCCGCACGCCAGAGAACACAUCUUCCUCAACGCGGCCACCAAGAUGAGCGAGAUCGACAUGACCAAGGCGUUCAAGAUGAUUCCCGUCGUGCAGGUAACCAGAGAGAGACAGACACGUACAUACAGGGGGAAGGCAGGACGGGCGGGCGGGAGAGGGGCAGGGAGGCGGACGGUUUCCUGUCCAUUCGCUGAUCCUCUGUGUUGUCUGUGGCCGUUCAGGCGUCGGGACAGACGGUGCUGCGCGAUAGCGAUUCCAACAUCGUCUUCUACGACCGCAACCACAACGAGACGCAGCGCAUCUCGCUCCCCCAGCUGCGUUCGUGGAUGGAGAAGAAGAGAUUUCUGCGCGCGCGGGUGAGCUGGUCACAACACGUGUGUGUACACACAUACGCACAGACCCAUGGAUGUAUGGAUUCAUGUGGCUGCCUGUCUGCGUGUGUCUGUGUGGCUGUCUGUCUGUCUCUGCGGUCAGAUCGUUGGUGAUGCGGACAUCGUCGGGCUGCUCAGCCUGUGUCCGCCACGCUGCCAUCGCUGCGGCUGCUGGUGCAAGGGGUUCCCCGACGCCUACACCCGCAGCCAGUCGGCCAACUUCGGGCUGGCGGGGUACCAGUGCGGCAACAGUACCUCGUUCGGCGGCACGUGCUCGUCGACGCCGCAGCGACCGGAGGAGAACGUCGCGUCGCUGUGGCUAGACGAGUAUGUGGUCGCCCUGCUGGCCUACUUUAAGAUCAUCCCCUACGAAGAGUAGACAGGGGAUGGGGCGGGCGAGGGCAAGGGGGGGAAGACAAACGUGUUUUUAUGUGGGCGCAUGCAUGCGAUGUGUGUGUGUGUGUGUGUGUGAUGCGGGUGCUCUGAGCUGUGCGUAUUUGUAGUAUUCUCUCACACUCUGAGCUGUCCAUAUUUGUAGUUCUCUCACAGUCACAGCUGUCAGGUCGUCUGUGCGUCAGGGGCUGGUUUCGUGUGUGGUGGUCACCAACACAUCUGGUCACCCACUUUGUCUGUCCAUUCAGUGUCCAUCGCUGCGCAUUUGUCACUGUCUGUGCAUACAUGAGUGCGUGUGUGUGUGUUCGUGUGUAUGUGUUUGUGUUGGGAAGCAGCUGGCAAACGUGUUUUUCGUGCGAGCGCAUGCAUAUUUGUUUGUUCUGAGCUGUGCAUAUUUGUUGUUCUCACAGUCACAGUCACAGCCGUCAGGUCGUCUGUUCACCGACUCUCUGCUAUGAAUUUGUCAGUGUGUCUAUAAUGCUUCCAUGCCUUUACUCGUGUGUGCAUGUCUGUGUUGCGCGCGUGGGUACAUGCAUGCGUGCACGUGUCCGAGGUCUGAGAGCUGCGUUUCUUGUCGUUCUCAACGCCUGUCUGGUGCUCUCCGCAAUCGGCCUUUUCUUAUGUGUUCCACACAGCGGAUCCAUUCAUAUUCUUGGACGCAUCCAUUCAUUGCAUGCUUUCAUCGGACAGAGUCGUCUGACCACAUCAAUGUCACCAUUCA
Messenger RNA from Vitrella brassicaformis, 2818 nucleotides. Lineage: Eukaryota; Vitrellaceae. The record is from the annotation of a GenBank genome assembly.